Messenger RNA from Auxenochlorella protothecoides, 810 nucleotides. RefSeq lists its product as hypothetical. Lineage: Eukaryota; Viridiplantae; Chlorophyta; Trebouxiophyceae; Chlorellales; Chlorellaceae. The coding region runs from base 1 to 810 and encodes 269 amino acids. The record is from RefSeq and is a predicted model, not a curated record. Gene Ontology annotation, molecular function: RNA binding. The transcript is spliced from 3 exons.
AUGCUGGAUGAGCGCGGGAAGCGGGUGUGGGAGCUGCUCAUCUGCGAGCCGGGCCCCAGGGGCUGGCGCCACGUCCAGGUGUUCCCCAACAACAAGAUCAACAGCGGGGAGCUAGGGCGGGUGCUGCAGGCCCUGCUCACCGCCCCUGGCGCGCGCAAGCCGGAGCGCGCGCGCUUCUUCCGCGGCCAGAUGCAGACCAUCAUCAGCCGCGCUCUGGCGGACCAGGACAUAGUCCCCCUGCCCAGCCGCCGCUGCUACACGCUGUAUGACUGGCUGGCGCAGCGCGCCAAGGAGGUGUACCCCGCCCACCCGCGCUUCUCCCCGCUCAAGGCCGGUACCCGUCUGCGCUCCGACUGGGGACCCGUGGCGGAGCUGCCGCCGGCGCUACGUGGCGAGGCAUGGUCCUUUGUGCAGCUGCCCAUGGACGAGUACGAGGACGUGGACGCGGGGCGCGCCUUUGGCAGCCGCGCGCCGGUGCCGGAGGGCACGGGGCAGGACACGCUCGUCCCCGGCGUGGCGGUGUACAGCCGCCGGGCGGGGCCCCUGGCAGCCUGGACCGCGGGCCUGGAGCUGUGCGGCGUGGUGGCCGACACCGAGCGCGCGGGGCUGGUGCUGCAAGCCGGGGUGAGCCAACAGUGGCGGUACGGGCGGUAUGGCCGGAGCGAGGAGACCAGCGCCGAAGCAGAGGCCUGGCAGGCCGCCAAGGCGGACGCGGGGGGGCUGCACUUCCUGGCGAUCAUGGCGUCGGCGGAUGCAGAGACCUGCAGCGGCCUGUGGAUCCUGUGCGAUCCAGGAGACCCUGCGGCCUGA